Messenger RNA from Symbiodinium necroappetens, 324 nucleotides. The record is from the annotation of a GenBank genome assembly. NCBI's taxonomy places the organism in Eukaryota, Dinophyceae, Suessiales, Symbiodiniaceae.
AUGCGAAGCUGGCCAGGAGGAGCCCAAAGAAGGCCAAAGGCAAAAAGCGAACGGCACCGGAGUCCCUUCCGAGCGACAGCGCGAGAGACGGUGAAAAAGGAGGCGGGCCGACAGCGAAGAAGCGCCGGAGAAAGGCCAAGAAGAUCAAGGAGGCUGUCGGAGACACGAAUUCGAAGGAGGGCCAGGGUGAGGAGACGGAGGCAGCUCAAGAGGAGAUGCCGGAGCUCUCCUUCGCCCUCGGGGAGGAAGACACGGUGCUUCUUGAGGCGGAGGCCCAGGCUGAGGAUGCCAAGGACCGGGAGCUGCGGAACCAGCGGAAGGUGA